Salarias fasciatus (jewelled blenny) is the source of this 2155-nucleotide messenger RNA. RefSeq names its product RNA binding motif protein 38 (gene rbm38). The transcript is spliced from 4 exons. The coding region runs from base 230 to 970 and encodes 246 amino acids. NCBI's taxonomy places the organism in Eukaryota, Metazoa, Chordata, Actinopteri, Blenniiformes, Blenniidae. The record is from RefSeq and is a predicted model, not a curated record. Gene Ontology annotation, molecular function: RNA binding.
UUUUUUUCCGGGACAGGAGACAAGAGGCUUGGAGACACCUGUCAGGAGAAUUACACGUCCAGCGAACAUCCAUAUAUGAGGCACCGGGGAGGCUGCGGCUUCAGCCUUGGACGCGCUCCGGUCGUCGCUGUAGACGGUCGGUGACCACGGAGCGCAAACUUACCCGCUGCUUUUUUAUAUAUAUAUAUAUAUACUUCUUCUUUGUGCGUGACUCCCCGCUCCCUUUCCCAUGAGUUCGCCGCUGUUUCUGGGUCAGCUGGUCGGGGUCCCGUUAGAGAUAAUUCCCCCCACCAUGGAGAAGGACACAACUUACACCAAGAUCUUCGUCGGCGGGCUGCCUUACCACACCAACGACGCCUCACUUCGGAAAUAUUUCGAGACUUUCGGGGACAUCGACGAGGCGGUGGUGAUCACGGACAAGCAGACGGGGAAAUCCAGGGGAUACGGCUUUGUGACCAUGGUGGACCGGGGAGCGGCGGAGCGGGCCUGCAAAGACCCAAACCCCAUCAUUGACGGCAGGAAGGCCAACGUGAACCUGGCGUACCUGGGAGCGAAGCCUCGCAAUUCACAGACAAGUCUUUCUGUUGGAGUUCAGCAAGUCCAUCCUACGUGGGCUCAAAGGCAAUAUGGGCUGGCCCAGCAGUACCUGUAUCCCCAGGCGUUCCUCCAGCCCAGCCUGCUGCUGCAGUCUCACCUCGCCCCCACGGCGGCCGCCCUCAGCUCCCCUUACCUGGACUACAGCUCCGCCUACAGCCCCUACGCCCCCACGGGACUGGAGCAGUACCCCUACGCGCCCUCGCCGUCGCCCUCCGCCGGCUACCUCAGCUACAGCUUCUCGCCCGGCACGCCGGCGGCGCCCGCUCUCACCGCCUCCCCGACGCCCCCGGCCGCCGCCCACCCCUCCCUGGCCGCGCUGGCCCCCCAGGCCUUCCUGCACUACCCCCUCCAUCAACCCGACCGCAUGCAGUGAGCGGCGGCCGGCCCGAUGGCGCCAAGCAGCGUGACUGUUGACCCGCGGCGGCGUCCGGAGGGGACUGGACGAAUGGGAGAGAGUGCGACGUAAUCAAAGGGCUUUUCAAGAGCACUCUCGUUCCUCUUUUAUAUAUAAAUAUCUAUAAAUAUGUUAUUAUUGUGAUAGUGAAGGAACAUGUUUAACUGCUACCAUCAUCAGCAUACACUGAAUGUCCCUCGUAUUUGGAGACUGUCUGGAAUCGGCCGACUGGAUGCUGGAAGCAGGCCGAACGCCACAGAGCAAGUAGAGACAAUGAGGAAUAUGUCUGUUCGACAUGAUGCUGCGACUGCAUUUUUUUUUUUUUUUUUUUUUUCAUUCAAAGGUACUGAACCGAUAGCUGGACAUUGGCCAAGCUGAGAGACAGUUCUUCUUUCAGGAACGAAGGUCCAAUUACCUCCUCUUCAAGGUUACCUUUGUGUCCACAUGGCCUUAGAGAUCUCUCUCGGUACCUGCUUCACUUUGUCAUUUUUAUUAGUCUCUCAUGUCGAAAGGGGGCGGAAAAGAAAUGUUUAUCGUUCCCCCUUCUGUUCCCUUUAUCCUUCACUGGCAAGGUAUAACAUGGUGAUUAUCACAGAUUAUGCAAUUCUGGUGACUGAGGAUUAGCAUGAUUAAGGUAGGCAACACUGGCAUAUUGGAUUUUUAUGUUCUGCUACUGCUAAACAAGAGAAUUAUUUUAACACUCAUACAUAAUAUUCAUCAUAUACACUUCUCAUGGCUGCCUGUUGGGCUCUCUGGACCUGGUACUGUUGGAUCAGGAGGGCGUCUGGAUCUGGUUGUGGAGCUGUUUGUCUUUGUGAGGUUCAGUCACACAGUUGUCAGUACAUAUCAAGUCAGUGUGUUUGGAUGUCGGAGCGUGUGUGUGCAUUGGUUCAAUGUCUGUGUGUGUGUGUGUGUGUGAGUGAGUGACGGAGCGACGCGGUGUCAGAACGGAGCUCCCUUUUCCAACUUCCUGUACUGUUCAGAGUUGUUUGUAUUGUGCUUUUUUUUUCCAGUUUUGUUUUGUUUCAGUUGCAGAAUCUGGACUGAAGCUUUCGUGAUGAUCCUGGAGUCUGUCGGUGCCGCAGCACCAGCUUAGUAGUCUUAAACCAAGCCAUACGUCACAUUUUAAACAAAUAUGCAAAAUAAAUGAACAUUUUUAAUGCU